Messenger RNA from Chaetomium strumarium, 1044 nucleotides. RefSeq lists its product as uncharacterized. Gene Ontology annotation, molecular function: RNA binding. The transcript has 2 exons. Gene Ontology annotation, biological process: formation of translation preinitiation complex. Bases 223 to 909 code for a protein of 228 amino acids. The record is from RefSeq and is a predicted model, not a curated record. Lineage: Eukaryota; Fungi; Ascomycota; Sordariomycetes; Sordariales; Chaetomiaceae.
CGACACUGUGGCUGGUGGCGCUCUCCAAGAACCCCGCCAACAGCUUGGCAAACACCCCGCCAUCCUUCCCCUCCAUUGAGCAACAAUCGCGGGGCAAUCUUAGCAGUGGCAGCGCAACCAGCAAGUUCUCAACACGCAACGUGUCCUUUGCCUUAUAAUUCACCAGAACCCUUUAGUAUAACGGUGUUGACAAGAGCGUCCGUCGCUCCACCAACGUGCACAAUGUUCAAGAAAGACCUCAACGCCUCCCCCAAGCAGAGACAAAAGCUCAAGUCGUCUAUCCAGCGCUCGAUCCGGCAGUCCCUCCUCAACACAUACCCACUCCUGACGCCCGUCAUCGACGAGGUGCUCCCGAAGAAGUCCUCCCUGGAGCAGGUCAAGCUCCCCGACCGCGUGCUGCUCUACCUGAUCGACAACCAUCCGGUCUUCUACCAGCAGGACAGCGACGGCGUGCUACUCCCACACCUGCGUCUGGUCCAUCGUUUCCCGCAAUGCUUCCCGACCAUACGCAUCGACCGCGGCGCCAUCCGGUUCGUGCUCAGCGGCGCCACUCUCAUGGCCCCAGGGUUGACGAGCAAAGGGGGACGGUUGCCGAUUCCGGUUGACAGGGGCGCAGCAACUGGGGAAGAAAAGAAAGAUGCGCAGAAGGAAGGGGAAGAAGGAGGGGAGGCGGGCGAAGAUGACGGGGAGGCGAAGACGCCGGACGAGGGGCCUGAUGAGGACGGGCAUUGGAGCAGGGAGCUGGAGAAAGGGGAGCCGGUCGUUAUUAUGGCCGAAGGGAAGGAGGAGGCUUGUGCCGUUGGGGUGUUGACUAUGGGCACGAAGGAGAUAAAGGAGAAAGGGAAAGGACCGGCUAUGGAGGAAACUCAUUACCUCGGAGACGGGCUGUGGCGGUUAAGUCUGGACUAAUAGGUGCUUUAUCCAGACGGUAUAGCCUGCUAGAAGCUUUGCUGGGUGAUGACAUCGGGAUUAAAUUGUAACGAGCAAGUCGCCAGCUUAUCCUCAGUGGUUGAUUCUGUCAAGGACCGGCUGGCUCUUGACUUU